CAUUGAAUGUCCUUCCUCCUUUACAUCUGGUGUCAGAGAUGGAGAAGUUGCACAAUCAGCACAAUUACAUUUGCAAUUUUCUGGAUUGCAAAGCUGCAUUCAGUGAAUCGUGGAGGUUAGAAGCUCAUUUGUGCAAACACACAGGAGUGAGACCGUUCUCCUGUAGGAACUGUGACAAGAGCUUCUGCACUCUCUACCAGCUCACCAGCCAUGAGCUGAGCCACAGCGGUGAGAAGCCUAACAAAUGUCUGACUGAAGGGUGCUCCGAGGCCUUCGUCACCUCCAGCCACCUGGCACGAGUCCACCAGCACCAGGAAAAGCGAUAUCAGUGCGAUCGUGAGGGGUGCGAGAAGGAUUUCAACAAGAGAAACAAAUUAAAGGCUCACAAGUUUGAACAUGGAGAUCCUCUGCCUUUUCUUUGUACUUUUAAUGGCUGUACAAAAGAAUUUCCCACCCGAGGAAAACUAAAACAUCACGAGAGAGUGCAUGAAGGUUACCCCUGUGACUCUGAGCUGUGUCCUUUCUGUGCAAAAACGUGGUCAGAAUAUCUGAAGCACAGAGAAGAACAUAAAGCCAAGACGGGUGUGAGCUCUCGGGAUAAAAAGUACUACUCGUGCACCAGAGAAGGUUGUGAUAAGAAGUUCAGUCGCCUCUUCAGACUGAAGGACCAUGAAGUGGGAGAUCAUGAGGGGCAGAAACCUUUCAGCUGCGCCUGUCCUGGCUGUGGGAAGAGCUUUGCUGUGAAGGAAACCCUGUGGCGACACAGCAAGGUGCAUAACCCAGCAAAGAAAAAGAAACAUCCUAAAAAGAAUCAAACGGUCACACAGUCUGCUGCAGCUAAUAAAGAAGAAACCAACGGUCUCACUCUAAAGCUGCAGAAUACAACUUUAAAGGAUAAGUCUUGA
Messenger RNA from Nematolebias whitei (Rio pearlfish), 905 nucleotides. RefSeq names its product general transcription factor IIIA, b (gene gtf3ab). The transcript is spliced from 9 exons. Bases 39 to 905 code for a protein of 288 amino acids. The record is from RefSeq and is a predicted model, not a curated record. NCBI's taxonomy places the organism in Eukaryota, Metazoa, Chordata, Actinopteri, Cyprinodontiformes, Rivulidae. Gene Ontology annotation, cellular component: nucleus.